AUGGAGAUGGACAACAACCUCCUUACGACAAUAGUGGAAAGGUGGAGAAAAGAAACACACACAUUCCACCUUCUGGAGGGAGAGAUGACGAUUACGUUGAAGGAUGUGGCCAUGUGA
Linum tenue is the source of this 117-nucleotide messenger RNA. The record is from the annotation of a GenBank genome assembly. NCBI's taxonomy places the organism in Eukaryota, Viridiplantae, Streptophyta, Magnoliopsida, Malpighiales, Linaceae.